Molecule: messenger RNA, 1659 nt
Organism: Dioscorea cayenensis subsp. rotundata (Guinea yam)
Lineage: Eukaryota; Viridiplantae; Streptophyta; Magnoliopsida; Dioscoreales; Dioscoreaceae
Product: disease resistance RPP13-like protein 4
Exons: 2
Coding region: 40-1659 (539 amino acids)
Biological process (GO): defense response
Molecular function (GO): ADP binding
Source: RefSeq, a predicted model, not a curated record
ACAAACACAUCGGGAGAGUGUGGGAUUGUCUAAUUAAAUAUGUGGGUUGAUAUAUAUAUGAUGUUGCGGGUUGUGCUCUCGAUUGUGUUGUGGGUUGUGUUAGUUGUGUUGUCCGUUGUUAUAUCAAUAUUUGGCUUUGUUGCUAUGAUGUUGCUGGUGAUGUUUUGGGUUGGUUUUAUGAUGUUGCGGGUUGGUGUUAUGAUAUUGUGGUUAGUUCUUAUGAUUGAUAAUGAUGAAUACAGGAAGCUGCAAGAAAAGAUAGAAUACGGCCUGUCCGUUGGUGAUAUAAUAAUUACCUUUCAUGUUAUAAUGCCGCGGGUUGUUCUUAUGAUAUUGGUGAUCAUGUUGCUACCCUUGUGGAAUCAGAUGACGAAGAAAAUGUCGAGAGUGAGGGAUGACCUCACAAAGUUACAAGAAAGGCUAGAAAUGGCCUACCGCAAGUUGGAGUAUGCUGAUGAGGAGACGAUGAUUGUCCCAUAUGGCACCACCAACACCUUGUUUCAUAAUUUGAGAGGUGUUUCGAAUGACUUGCAAGACAUCAGCGAUGAAUUAUCUAAGCUUGAGGAUAAAUUGGAGACAAUGGAUUACAAGGAACACUGGUAUUCUCUUUUCAUUCAUGUAUACCAGCACCUGAUCUAUUUUCCACGGCAAAUUCAGAGACAAAAUAAAACUCUUAAAACUAUUGGCUCCAAAUUGGAAGAGAUUCUCAAACAAGAGUUAAAUGAUGGUUUGACUUUAUUUAAACUUAAUACCACUGUAGAAUAUGAUACUAAUCUAGUUGGUGGAAUAGAGCAGGAUACUGAAAAACUAGUGGAGAAGUUAAUGAUCACCCGUAGUUCUCCGGGAGUCCAUGUUUAUGGGAUUGUUGGGGAGAGAGGCAUUGGCAAAACAACUCUAGCUAGAAAAAUCUUCAACCACCAAACAAUAAAAGAAAAAUUCCAGUCGCCGCCACCGAUAUGGGUAGAUGUUCACAUGAAUUCUACUUUUCAUACAAUAAUGAAUUCCACAAAUAAAUUUGGUGGUGAUUCAAUUGUACAUAAGAAAAUUUUGGUGGUUCUCAAUGAUGUUAAUGACUCGGAAGUACUAAAAGACAUAAGUGACUAUAUCCUUGAGCACUGGUAUUUAAUCACUAAUGCCAAUGUCUUAGUCACAACUAGGUAUGAAAGUGUCAUAACUCAUGAGGGCAUUUAUAAACUUAAGUUGCCAUUAUUGUCGGAGGAGGAUGGUUGGGCCUUGAUGUGUAAAUUAUUAUUUCCUGAUGGUGAAAAGGGGAACAUGCAACACUUCGAACAAAUAGGUAAAACUAUGGUGAACAAGUGUCAUGGCUUUCCACUUUCAAUCAAAACCAUUGCUAGGAUCCUAAAUGCUAAAGACAAAAAUCGUAGUGAGUGGGAGAAGGUCCUAGAAAAUAUUAUUGUUUCACUAGAACCCUCAAAUAAAACACUACCUAAGCCCGUUUAUUUGCUCCCUUAUGAGAACUUGUCGUCUUAUAUCAAGCAAUGUUUCAUCUUCUGUGCUUUCUUCCCCGAGGAUUAUAUCUUCGAGAAGAAUAUUUUGAUCCAACAAUGGGUGGCUGUUGGGCUUGUGAAAAAACCAUCAAUGCCAACAGAAGAAGAAAAGGGAAUGACACAACAACUUUUUGGAAGAUGUAGCAAAUGA